GCAAUGCGCACGCGCUGCGCCGCCGCUGGGCCUGCCGGUUAGACAUGGAUGCUCACGAUCUGUUCCGUCGCCUCGGCGUCGGAGCUAAGUUCGAUCUGAGGCGCUUUCCGGCGGACGCGGCCCGAUUCCAGCUAGGAAAGAGGAAAUUUGACUUUGAUUCCUCAGAAGUGGUAGAGGAACUGAACUUCUUUGGAAGCAAGAAAUCUACCCCAGCUGAAAAUGGAACCUCAUUGGAUAAUACCCUAUCCAAGGGAGAGGAGAGACUACAGGAAAAAGCUGGUGGUGAGGAGGAUAACAGUAUUGAAAGGAAGCGAAAACGAAACACGAUGAAGAAAAAACAAGCUUCUGAAACUAUUUCAGUCAGUUCCAACAAGGAAGAAGAAACUAUACUGUGGAUGUCCUCACUGGAAGCCAAGAUUAAAGAUAAAAAAGGAAAAAGAGAAAAUAAACCAACUGCAGAGAAAUUGGAACAGCUCCGAAAGCUGAAGAUAAACCGUUUCCGAAAUAAACACAAAAUUCACAUCCAAGGAACCGAUCUUCCAGAACCCAUUGCUUCAUUUCAGCAACUUGACCAGGAAUAUAAGAUCCACUCUCGACUACUCCAGAACAUCUUAGAUGCAGGUUUCCAGAGCCCCACUCCAAUCCAAAUGCAAGCAAUUCCCAUCAUGCUUCAUGGUCGUGAACUGCUGGCUUCGGCUCCUACUGGAUCUGGAAAGACCCUGGCUUUUAGCAUUCCUAUUUUAAUGCAGUUGAAACAACCUACAAAUAAAGGUUUCAGAGCACUGAUCAUCUCACCCACUCGAGAACUUGCCGGUCAGACUCAUCGAGAGUUAGUAAGAAUUUCUGAGGGCACAGGAUUCAGAAUACAUAUGAUACACAAGGCAGCCAUGGCAGCCAAGAAGUUUGGGCCUAAAUCGUCUAAGAAAUUUGAUAUUCUUGUGACUACUCCAAAUCGACUAAUUUAUUUGUUAAAACAAGAUCCUCCAGGAAUAGAUCUAAAAAAUGUGGAAUGGUUGGUGGUAGAUGAAUCUGACAAAUUGUUUGAAGAUGGAAAGACUGGUUUCAGAGACCAGCUGGCUUUCAUUUUCCUAGCAUGCACAUCUCACAAAGUCAGGAGAGCUAUGUUCAGUGCAACUUUUGCACAUGAUGUGGAACAGUGGUGUAAACUGAACCUGGACAGUGUUGUUUCUGUUUCCAUUGGAGCAAGGAAUUCUGCGGCAGAGACUGUGGAACAAGAACUCCUAUUUGUUGGAUCUGAGACAGGCAAACUUCUGGCCAUGAGAGACCUUAUUAAGAAGGGUUUCCACCCACCUGUCCUUGUUUUUGUUCAGUCCAUUGAAAGAGCUAAAGAACUUUUCCAUGAACUCAUUUAUGAAGAUAUUAAUGUGGAUGUAAUUCAUGCAGAGAGAACUCAACAGCAGAGAGAUAACACAGUCCAUAGUUUCAGAGCAGGAAAAAUCUGGGUCCUCAUCUGCACAGCCUUGCUAGCAAGAGGAAUUGAUUUUAAAGGUGUGAACUUAGUAAUCAACUAUGACUUUCCAACCAGUUCAGUGGAAUAUAUCCACAGGAUAGGUCGAACUGGAAGAGCAGGACAUAAAGGAAAGGCUGUUACAUUCUUCACUGAAGACGAUAAGCCAUUAUUACGGAGUGUUGCCAAUGUGAUACAGCAGGCAGGAUGUCCUGUGCCAGAGUACAUCAGAAGUUUCCACAAGCUUCCAAGCAAACAAAAGAAGAAGAUGAUUAAGAAACCAUUGGAAAGAGAGAGCAUUAGUACAACCCCUAAGUAUUUCCUAGAAAACCCUGAAAACGAACAAAAAAUUACUCAUCAGAAUGCCAAAAAGAAGACAGCACCUACUAAAACCAAAAAUAGUAAUCAGAUGCCUUCAAAGACUAUUCCAGAAAUAUAAUUCCCUUGCCUUAAGCAUCCCAAAGUGAAGUGCUGUUUUCAUGGAACACUUUGAGUCGCCUAUCUCCUAGACUGAAAUAAAACUCCAAGAAGCCGUCAGUACCAAAAGUGAUAGGUGAUCGUGUGCUAUCACUGUUUCAUAUCAAGUUUCAACUUAGAGGUGCCUUUAGGGAUAAUACUUUGAAAGGAAAACUAUUCUUGGAAAUGUUUGUGAGUUGAAUUCACAGGGAAUACUUCUUAAAGAAGACCCUAGUGCACAGAUGGGCCAAGAAACACCCAGGUAUGGGUGAUCAUUUCAGAAAGAUUGCAGGUGGAGGGAAUGAUCACUGCUGCAUGGCACCUGAAGACAAAGUAAAACAUCAGCUGUCACUUGAGAAUUUGAGAACAUCUUGAAUAAAGCAUCAUGAAAGCCACAUGCCAUGAAGUCAGACGUAACAUGUUCAUUUAUUGUGGGGAUGCUUUUGUGAGGUGGGCACUGCAAAGUUAAACCCCUAGAAAUGAGCUGGAGCUCUUCUGUUAUGGUCUUCAUUCUAUCAGGGAAGCACCAAACUCCUCUGCCAUCGUGUUGCUAGAGUUAGAUCACUGUCAGUGGCACCUCAUUUUCCACCACUUAACCACGUCAUUGCAUCCUAUCUUUUCCUAUACUCUUUGGUUUUUGUCGAAAACUGAUCUGUGGUUUAUCCUGAUAGGAAUGAAUGCUCCUAUUACUUGAUAUCUUUUUGGUACCACUCUCCUGUGUCUGCCUCCCUAUGGGUUUUAUGCUCUCAUUUCAUCUAGUAAGCUAAUCCUUGCCAAAUGUACUACAUAGGGAAAUAGAAACUAUUCUUUGGUGCAUGUGGGCUUGGCACUUUUGUAAAUGGUGGUUUUGUACUAUGGAAUAAAAAGUCUCUUGAUCUCAAGAAUGUGACUCACAGAAA
Molecule: messenger RNA, 2823 nt
Organism: Vombatus ursinus (common wombat)
Lineage: Eukaryota; Metazoa; Chordata; Mammalia; Diprotodontia; Vombatidae
Gene: DDX52
Product: DExD-box helicase 52
Exons: 15
Coding region: 45-1907 (620 amino acids)
Biological process (GO): maturation of SSU-rRNA
Cellular component (GO): 90S preribosome
Molecular function (GO): ATP binding; RNA helicase activity; nucleic acid binding
Source: RefSeq, a predicted model, not a curated record